Messenger RNA from Nylanderia fulva, 6727 nucleotides. The record is from RefSeq and is a predicted model, not a curated record. Lineage: Eukaryota; Metazoa; Arthropoda; Insecta; Hymenoptera; Formicidae.
UUGUAAAAUGUUCAGUUCAAAUCAAUGACACCAUCUUAUGUCCCCCUCAUAGUCAGAAAACUUUUGUUUGGGACAUUUUUUCCAUCUUGCUUACUAUACGAAAUAUUUAUAUGUGUUGAUUAAAAUAACUUACCCAGUAUAUGAAACACUUAUCAAUCAGCCUUCGUUGAAGAAUUAGCAAAUCAAAGAUUAGAAGAUUAGAAGAUUAGAUUAGAAAAAAUCUUUUCUCAAUGAGAAAAGUCGACCAAAAUGGCAUACCAAUUCUUUCAGAAAUAUUUUUAUUAAUUAUUACUGGCGGACCUAAAGGACUAUUAUUUGUUAGAUUAGAAGAUUAGAAACAGUGUAGCAGAGACAGACCUCUUCCUGUUUGAAUCGAAUCGUUUUCUUUCAGCAAACCAGAUAGAGGAAAAUCGAAUUAUUCAACGAGCAAGAUGGCUACAAAAAUGGAAAGUGACAUCGUCAUUACAGGCAUUUCAGGUCGUCUACCUGAGUCCUCAAACAUUGAGGAGUUUAAGGAGAAUUUAAUGAAAGGAUUAGACAUGGUUACCGAGGACGAGCGACGUUGGACACCGGGCAUUCUCGGAAUACCAUCCAGAUUUGCCAAACUCAAGGAUCUUAGUAAUUUCGACGCCUCUUUCUUCAAGAUACGUCCUAAACAAGCGCACUCAAUGGAUCCGCAGCUUCGCAUAAUGCUAGAAGCGUCAUACGAGGCGUUAAUUGAUGCCGGCGUCAAUCCCUCAACUCUAAAAGGAUCGCGUACUGGCGUGUUCAUCGGUGUUUCCACUUCGGAUGCGAGUAAUUUUUGGAAGAAAGAUCCAAAUGGAUAUGGAUAUCUCGGAAGUAGCAGAGGGAUGCUUGCCAACAGAAUCUCUUACGUUUUUGAUUUAAUCGGACCUAGUUAUUCGCUGGAUACAGCCUGUUCCUCGGCUUUGACUGUUAUGCAUCAAGCGGUUCUUGCGAUGAAUAUGGGUGAAUGCGACGCAGCGAUCAUCGGCGGAUUGAAUCUCGUGCUCGAUCCGGCUAUUAGUCUUCAUUUUCAGCAAUUGAAUAUACUGUCCAAAGAUGGCAAGUGUAAAUCAUUCGACAUUAUGGCCAAUGGUUACGCGAGAGCUGAAGCAGUGGUCGUAAUAUUUCUGCAGAAAUUAAAGGACGCACGCAGAGUGUACGCCACGGUGAUAAACACGGCGAUAAACACAGAUGGCUACAAACCUGAGGGUUUCACGUAUCCAAGCAGUGACAUUCAAUACUUGAUGUUGAAGGAAGUGUAUAGUAAAGUGAGUAUCAAUCUCGAAGAUGUAGUUUACAUAGAGGCGCAUGGUAGCGGUACCCAAGCGGGUGAUCAGCAGGAAAUAAGUGCCAUCGAUAGACUGUUUUGCAAAAACAGGAAGACACCGCUGCAGAUCGGCUCGGUUAAAUCAAAUAUGGGCCACUCAGAAGCCGCCAGCGGAAUAUGCGCGCUAGCCAAGGUGCUGAUUGCGAUGGAAACCGGCGUGAUCCCCGCGAAUCUGCACUUUUCUAUUCCAAAUCCGAAGAUUCCCGCAUUGAUCGAUGGACGUGUUCGCGUAAUUGACAAGGCCACGCCAUGGAAUGGCGGUCUCGUGGGUAUCAAUUCAUUUGGCGCCGGUGGCGCAAAUUCGCACGUUAUUUUGCGCAGUAAUCCAAAGACAAAAGUGUCAUCGGUGCCAGAGACCAUAGAGUCACUACUACCAAAACUGAUAGCCGUGUCGGGUCGCACGAAGGAAGCUAUACAGGUGUUAUUGGACAAGGCGAAUGAGCAUCAACAGGACGACGAGUUUCUGGCUUUACUGCAUACCGCGCACCAGGACAAUAUAGCGGGACACAACGUUCGCGGCUAUGAGAUACUCGCUCAUGGUGGUACCCGCGAGAUGGUCAAAAUGAAUAAUGGCAACAAACGUUCUAUUUGGUUUUUAUUUUCCGGUAUGGGUUCUCAAUGGUCAGGUAUGGGCCGCGAACUGCUCAACAUCAAAACGUGCCAACAUAGUCUACAGCAAUGCGCAAACAUAUUGAAGAAUCAUGAUAUCGACUUAAUGAAUAUCAUCUUAAAUAGCACCGAUGAGACAUACGAGAACGUGAUGCUUGUUAUGAUAUCAAUCGUGGCCAUCCAGAUCGCUCUAGUCGACUUGUUAACACUUAUAGGCAUUCGACCAGACGGCAUAAUUGGACACUCCCUCGGUGAAUUGUGCUGUUCAUAUGCCGACGGCGGGUUUACGCUAGAGCAAACUAUCUUGGCAGCUUAUUACAAAGGCAAGUCGACUCUAGAUGCCAAUUUAGAACCAGGCGCUAUGGCAGUAGCCACAUUGACUUGGGAGAAAGCCAAGGAGAUGUGUCCACCUGAUAUCACUCCAGCUUGUCACAAUUCUGCAAAUUUGGUCACCAUUUCUGGUCCAGUCGCUUCUGUGAAGAAGUUUGUAGAAGAGCUAAAGAGCAAAGAAAUCUUUGCUAAAAUAAUCGACUCAUCUGGCGUCGCCUUCCACAGCAAAUACAUUCUUCCGAGUGAAUCAAUAUACCGUGCUUCGCUCGACAUGAUUAUACCAAACCCGAAGAAAAGAUCUCACAGAUGGAUCUCCAGUUCGGUACCCAAGGCCGCAUGGGAAAGCCCACUCGCGCAAUUCAGCUCAUCGAAGUAUUUCAUAAACAAUCUGGUGUCACCUGUGCUCUUCCAAGAAGCGAUGGCGCACAUCCCAGAGGACGCAAUAAUUAUCGAGAUUGGACCGCAUUGCCUGUUGCAGUCGAUUCUGCAUAGUUCGCUACCGUUGACAAUUACCAACAUCUGUCUUCAAAAUCAAAAUUAUUCAAACAAUUUGAUCUUUCUACUGUCUAAUAUAGGAAAGCUGUACACGGCUGGAGCGCAACCUGAUAUCUCCAAACUAUAUCCACCGAUCAGUUUUCCCGUUAGUCGUGGAACACCGAUGAUCGGACCUCUGAUCAAAUGGGACCAUUCCACCAAAUGGGAGGUACCCACUUUUACUCAGAAGUCAAAACAAUUGUCUGGAGAACAUAUUGUAGAAGUAAAUCUGUCGAGAGAAACGGACGCAUAUCUAAUGGAACACAAAAUCGACGGGCGAUAUGUUUUCCCGGGCGCCGGCUUCCUUGUGAUGGUUUGGAAACUCUUCGCGAAACUACAUGACACCAAUUUUGAACAACUGCCAGUAAUCUUCAAAAACGUGUGGUUGCAGCGCAUUACUUUCAUCCCGACAAAGAAAACGAUCAAGUUCUCGGUAAAUAUUCUUAAGAGAAAGGGCGACUUCGAAGUCCGGGAAGCCGAUUCGAUCGUCGUUAGCGGAAACAUUGGCCUUGCCGAAGCUACCGAGAAGGAUCAGCUGGACCUGCCGCUGCUUCCGAUGCCACCCGAUGGAUUUGUAUUGAACACCGAGGACGUUUAUAAGGAAUUUAGAUUGCGUGGAUACAAAUACAGCGGUAUUUUCAAGGGGAUCAAAUCCUGUGACAAUUCCAUCACUGUCGGCGAAUUACAUUGGUUCAAUGAAUGGUCCUCGUACAUGGAUAGCAUGUUUCAGUUUAAAUUAUUGUCCAUCGAUCGGAGAUUGGUGUAUGGCUCGAAGUUCCGCUACGCCGUGAUUGAUCCUGUGCUUCACAAACGAUUGACCGAUGAGUUACCGAAAGAUGCUGGAUUAUCGAUAUAUCACUAUAAAAACAUCGAAGUCGUCAAAUCGGGGGGUAUCGAGAUUAGAGGGAUGAAAUUUACUACAUCUCAGCGACAGCAGAUUCAAAUCAAGCCCAAGUACGAACGUUACGUUUACGUGCCAUACGAAAAUCCGCACAGCCUGGUCUUGGAAGAUUCAGCGAGAGGAAAGCUGCACGCACUCACUGUGCUAUUGCAAAUUGCCUGUGAGAACAUAACGACGUCGAGGAUCAAGGCCAUGGAAGUAGCGAACGAUCGAGACGCAAAAAGCCUCUUGGCGCCACUUAUACUCGAUAUUUUUGAUGGAGAACCAUUAGUUAACAUUGACCUACAAGUGGCCGUCAAUUCCGCAAUUGAUGAUUACGCGACAAUUUUCAAUGAGAUAAACGUUAACUUAGUGAAAUGGGAUGCAAACGAUGCAUUUUUAGGUCCAAAUAUGCAUCUCGUCGUAGCAGCGGAAGUUCUUUCUAGCCAAUCUUACACCGUUCUUAAAAACCUAGCAAGUGCCUUAAAUUCCAGUUGCUUUAUUCUUCUGAAAGAGACUGCCACACAACUCGACUUGAACACUGCGCUGAAGAAAGCGAAUCUGAUAUUGGUCAGUAAACAAAUCGACACCUCGGGAAAGAGUUACAUCUUGUUAAAGAAACGAAAGGAGAAACGAGAAUCAAUCGUAAUACAGAUCACAGAAAAGAAUUUCUCAUGGUUGGAAAAUGCAAAAGCUGUGUUGAAGAAAUACGACAGCAAUAAUCAAGAAAUUCUUUUUGUAUCCCAAGGCGAAGAAUUAUUUGGUCUAGUUGGAUUUAUGACUUGUAUCCGGCGCGAGAUCGCAAACGUGCGUUAUAUCUUUAUCCAAGACAGCAACGCUCCCAAAUUUGACUUAUCCUCCCAGUUUUACGCGCAGCAACUAGAAAAGGAAUUAAUGGCUAAUGUUUUGAAGGCAGGUCAAUGGGGCAGUUAUCGGCACUUACAAUUACAUCAGCCUAACAACGUGCAAGUGGAGCACGCCUAUGUGAGUGCACGGACUCACGGAGAUUUGAGUAGUCUAGAAUGGAUUCAAAGUCCAUUAACUUCUGGUCAGACUAAACAUUUAGAUAAACUCUGCAGUGUAUACUAUGCGUCGUUAAACUUCAGGAAUAUUAAUCUGGCGAUCAGUAAACAACCAACGGACGCCCUUUCAUCGGUAGAGAUUAAUAUAGAAGACUCUGCCUUAGGACUAGAAUUCUCCGGAAGAGACGCAAACGGCUGUAGAGUGAUGGGUAUAGUCAAAUCUAGAAGAUUGAUGACCACCGUGUUACCAGAUUCCGGUUUUCUUUGGAAGCUGCCUGACAGAUGGACGUUGGAGCAGGCGGCGACAAUACCGGUCGCUUACGUCACUAGUUACUACGCUCUGUUUGUACGGGGUCAAUUGAAGGCGGACGAAAGCGUGUUAAUUCAUAGCGGCGCCGGCAGCAUCGGUCAAGCAGCGAUCACCAUCGCUCUGCACACCGGCUGCACAGUCUUCACCACCGUCGACACUCCGGAGCAACAGCUUUUUCUCAAAAAAGCCUUUCCGCAAUUGAUCGAGAAGAAUAUUGGUAAUUCUCGAGAUACGAGUUUUGAGUAUCUGAUCUCCGACCAGACCCAAGGACGUGGAGUUGAUGUGGUACUGAACUCGCUAAUUGGAGAGAAACUGCACGCCAGUAUGCGGUGCCUCGCGAAGAACGGUCGUUUCCUUGAGAUCGGGAAACACGACAUGUUGAAUGGCAAUUGUGUAGAUAUGUCGGUAUUUUUAAAGAACAUUUCCUUCCACGGUAUAUUUCUGGAGACGCUGUUUGACGAAAGCGAAGACAAACGAAAAACGAUUAAACUGAUGACAGAGGGAAUCGCGAAAAGCGUAGUGCGUCCAUUACCGACGACCGUAUUUUCGAAGCAAAAGCUCGAGGAGGGAUUUAAAUUUAUGAUGACGGGCCAGCAUAUCGGUAAGGUACUGUUGAAUAUUCGACACGAAGAACCGCAAAAACACAUGAUGCCGAUGUCGAAGAUGAUGACGACCGUAUCGCGCUCCUACAUGCAUCCGGAGAAGUCGUAUGUGCUAAUCGGAGGUCUCGGUGGCUUCGGUCUAGAACUAGCCAACUGGAUGGUCGCUCGCGGCGCUAAAAUCAUCAUUCUUGUGUCUCAAACCGGCAUACGCACCGGAUACCAGAUGUUGCGGAUACAACGUUGGCGCGAGAGUGGCAUCAAAGUCGUCAUUUCCACGGCGGACGUGACGACGCCUUCUGGCGCCCUAAAUUUGAUCGAGGAGAGUAACCGGUUGGCUCCGGUAGGCGGUAUAUUUAAUCUGGCCGUUGUGUUGCACGACGCCUUGUUCGAGAACUUGCAGGUGGCCGAUUUUGAGGCUGUAAAUUUGCCAAAAGUCGAGGUUACGAAGAAUCUGGACAUGGCAUCGAGAAAGUUCUGUCCGUCGUUAGAUUUUUUCGUCGUCUUCUCGUCCAUAUCCUGCGGCCGUGGCAAUCUGGGUCAAUCCAAUUAUGGUCUCGCAAAUUCGGCCAUGGAGAGGAUGAUGGAGCAGAGAAAUGCCGCUGGUUUGCCCGGUCUCGCUAUUCAAUGGGGUAUUAUAGGAGACGUUGGAUUGUAUAUAGAUACGAUAACAAAUAAAAACAUUAAUGAAGGUAUUUUGCCACAACGUAUGAGCAGCUGUCUUGCAACCAUGGACAUUUUUCUUCGGGAAUCGUAUCCUGUAUUGGCAUCCACAGUGAUAGGCGUAAAGCACAAAUCCGUGAACGAUGGCAAAGUUAAUUUUGUUGAAGUCAUUGCCAGUAUCCUUGGUUUUGAAAAUGUCUAUUCGAUGAGUUUCAAUGACACCUUCGAUAAGCUCGGCAUUGAUUCGCUAGGCUACACAGAGAUCAAGCAGAUUCUUGAAAGAGAAUAUAAUAUCAUAUUAUCGUUCCGAGAAAUACAAGCCUUGACGAUAAGCAAAUUACGAGAUUUAUUAACUGCGACCGAUGUAUCUGGCAAUUCUCCAACGAGUUAAAAAAAGUGUAGAUAAGAAGAUCGCAAGUCUCCUGCAGUAUACAUAUAUAUGUUAAA